Salvia miltiorrhiza (redroot sage) is the source of this 3980-nucleotide messenger RNA. RefSeq names its product putative disease resistance protein RGA3. The record is from RefSeq and is a predicted model, not a curated record. NCBI's taxonomy places the organism in Eukaryota, Viridiplantae, Streptophyta, Magnoliopsida, Lamiales, Lamiaceae. The transcript has 4 exons. Gene Ontology annotation, biological process: defense response to other organism. Bases 703 to 3891 code for a protein of 1062 amino acids. Gene Ontology annotation, molecular function: ADP binding.
UGUUCAAUUUGCACCAAUUAAUUCUCUCUCUCUCUUUCUCUCUCACGCACACAUAAUCUCACACACAUAGCAACUUUUGUAAAGUCUUGUUAAGUUUGCAGCAAUUCUCACUCUCUCACACACAUACAGAAAAUUUAGUAAACUUUUGUUCAGUUUGCACCAAUUCUCUCUCUCUCUCUCACACACACACACACACAUAGCUAAUUUUGUGAACUCUUGUUCAGUUUGCAUCAAUUCUCUCCCUCUCACACACACAAAUCCACAUAGCCAAUUUUGUGAACUCUUGUUUAGUUUGCCUCAAUUCUCUCUCUCUCACACACACAUCCAUGCACAUAGCAAAUUUUGUAAGCUCUUGCUCAGUUUGCAUCAAUUCUCUCUUUCACACACACACCCACAGCAAAUUUUGUAAACUCUAUUUCAGUUUGCACCAAUUCUCUAUCUCACACACGCCGAGAAAAUUUUGCAAACUCUUGUUCAGUUUGCAUCAGUUCUCUCUCUCACACACAUCCACAUAGCAAAUUUUGCAAACUCUUGUUAAGAAAGUGUUUGCAGAAACAGAUCUUCUUGGAAAAGCAGACAAGCUUAGUCUCUGGAGUUUUGUUUUUGACAGGGAACUGUGUUUUUGAAGUUAAAGCCGAGUAGGGAAGAUUUUCAAGCUAUAAAUAUUUGGUGGUGAGGAUCAGUUAUCAUCACAAUUAAAGAAUGGAAGGAGAAGCUGCUGCCGCCGUCCUUCAAACUCUAGUUCAAAACCUCAUCGACCUUUGCAAGAAAGAGAUCUCUCAGAUCCGAGAUCUCAAAAAAGAUGCGGCAAAGCUAACUAAGAGUCUCAAAACCAUCCAGAAAUUCUUGAACGACGCGGAGAAGCGUGACAUCACCAGCGAAGCUGUCAAGGACUGGCUGAAGAAUCUUGAAGACGUGGCUUUCGAUGCUGACAAUGUUUUGGAUGAAAUCAACUAUCAUAUUCUCUCUGACCAGAUCAAGCCCGCCGAGCCUGAGGAGGAAAAUAUACCAUCAUGCUUCUCACGCCCCUCAUGCUUCUCAUGCUGCAAGAAUCUUUCACGUUCUCGAAAUGUGGCUCUUAAAAUCAAAGAAAUCAAUGAGAAUUUGGAGUCCAUUAACAAAGAGGCCAUCGAUCUUGGCCUUGUAGGGAGGCUUGCCAAUGAGCCCACUUUGGUUAUUGCUUCUUCGGAAACUGAUUCAUUCAGUGAUGAUCCAGUUUUUAUUGGAAGAGAUGAUGUUAAGUUGGAAAUAGUUGAGAUGCUUACCAAUAGCAUCACAACUGAUAAACGCAAAGUUUCCAUCAUUUCCAUUGUCGGGAUGGGGGGAUUGGGGAAGACGACAUUGACUAGAAAAGUCUUCAAUCAUCUGAAGGAUGAGACUCGGUUUGGAUCACAUAUUUGGGUGCAUGUUUCCCCAAAUUUUGAUGCAUUAACUCUUUUCAAGAAAAUUCUCAAAGAGUUGACUGAUCAAGUUGAAGGUGAGAAUAAGCAAGAUAUUCUUUCAAAGCUUCAACAAGCUUUAAAAGAUAAAACAUAUCUUCUUGUACUUGAUGAUGUAUGGAAUGAAGAUCGUUCCAAAUGGGAAGAGUUUAUGAAUUCCUUGUUGGGAGUUAGUUCUGUUAAGGGAAAUGCAAUUGUUGUUACCACCAGAAGUAUGAAGGUUGCUACAAUUGUGAAUCCAAUUCAUACACAUGAGUUGGAAGGCUUAUCAGAAGAAGAGUGUUGGUCGAUAAUCAAAGUUAAAACCUUUGGAGAAGGAAACGUUCCAUCAGAAUAUGCGGCCAUUGGAAAAAAAAUUGCAAGAAAAUGUCAAGGUUUGCCAUUAGCUGCCAACGUAGUUGGGGGAGUGCUGCGCAUUAAAUCUGAGGAAAAAUGGCGUUCAGUCGAGGAGAAAUGGCUUUCAGCCGAUGAAGGAGGAGAUAAUAUCACAAAUAUAUUGAGGCUGAGCUUCGAUAAUUUGUCUUUGCCAUCACUUAAGAAGUGCUUCGCAUACUGUGCGAUGUUUCCUAAAGGCUCUGAAAUCGUGAAACAGGAACUGAUUGAGAUGUGGAUGGCAGAAGGUUUUCUUCAAGCUGAUGAAAGGGAUGACAUGGAGUCCGUGGGAGAAAAUUUUAUCAACGUUCUUCUGCACAACUCUUUACUGCAAGUUUCAAAGAGAGAUUAUUUCGGGAAUGUGGAAAGUUGUGGCAUGCAUGAUCUUGUGCACGAUCUGGCUUGUUCUGUUUCAAGUUCCUCUAAUAGCAGCCGAGUUCGAUACAAGACUCUCGAAGAAGACGAAUCAAGUCGUAUCCCAAAAGAAAUGGCAAAAUCUUUGCGUACAUUACUACUAACAUCGGAAGGUGAUAUUUCUGAUAUCAACUUCUCAGACUUGGAAAGUUUGCAUGUUUUAAGUCUACUUGACUCUGAAGUUGAAAAUCUGCCAAGUUCGAUUCGGAAGUUGAUACAUUUGAGAGAUUUUGACAUUUCAGAGACAGAAAUUGAAGUUUUGCCGGAUUGGAUUGGUGAAUUCUUUCACUUGCAGACGUUGAGAGUAGACACAGGAUGUUUGGAGAAAAUGCCAAGUACGAUUAAGUACUUGAUUAACUUGAGGCAUCUUUAUAUUGAUGAGGAUGUAGAGCUGCCGAUGGGAAUUGGGAGAUUAACUUCUCUCCAAACGCUAACCCACUUUCCAGUGGGUGACGAGAAUGGCUGCAAAAUUGAAGAACUCGGAAGUUUGAAUAAUCUUAAAGGAGAGUUACGGAUUUGCAAUCUGGAAAGGGUUCAUGACAAGGAAGAGGCUGGGAAAGCCAAUUUAUUCAAAAAGUCAAAAAUAUUGAAGUUGCAUUUGGAAUGGAGAUAUGGCAGAAUUGAAGGUGGAACAUAUGAUGACGAUGUAUUGAAAGGCCUUCAACCUCACUCACAUCUGAGGGAGUUAAAGAUCCGGGGAUUCAAUGGAAAAAGAUUUCCAUCAUGGACUCAGAAGAUGGCAGUUCGAGAUGUGCCUGGAGGCUCUUGGGUGCUACUUAACAAGUUAACGUCGUUAACACUCUGGGACUGCAGAGAAUGUGAAGAGAUCCCAAAGUUGGGGCACUUGCCCAAUCUCAAGUCCCUUGUGUUGUUUGGAUUGAGCAAUGUGAAGUGUAUAAAUUCAUCAUUCUACGGAAUGGUGAACAAGGACACACGCAUUGUUUUUCCAGCUCUCGAGAGGUUGGAAUUGUAUCACAUGGCUAAUCUGGCAGAGUGGGCAGAAAUAGAAAUUUCGGAUGGAAGUGAAGUGAAGCUAUUUCCUCGCCUCCAACAUUUGGAAAUCAAGUGGUGUAAACAAUUGACGAGUGUUCCAAGUUUGGGGCAGUUGCCCAAUCUCAAGUCCCUUGUGUUGUGGAGAUUGGACAAUGUGAAGUGUAUAAAUUCAUCAUUCUACGGAAUGGUGAACAAGGACACACGCAUUGUUUUUCCAGCUCUCGAGAGGUUCCAAUUGAAAUACAUGCCUAAGCUGGCAGAGUGGGCAGAAAUAGAAAUUUCGGAUGGAAGUGAAGUGAAGCUAUUUCCUCGCCUCCAACAUUUGUCAUUUUAUGAUUGCCCGCAAUUGAUGAGUGUUCCAAGUCAUGUCUCGUCAUGCCUUCAACAUUUGGAAAUUUGUGGGAUCGGUGUGAAAUGUCUCCCAAUUGAUUGGUUAUUGAGUAAUAGCGAGACUCUCUCUUAUUUGAGAAUAAGGGACUGCCCGAACUUGAGAGAAAUAUCAGAUAGGUGGGGAGAAGAAGAAUCAGAAGGAAGAAGCUUCACAAUCACAUCCCUCCCUAUAUUCCCUCGUCUAACAGAAUUGACAAUCUUAAGCGUUCCUAAGUUAAGUUUGGAGACUCUGGAUGCAAUGCGGAGCCUCCAAAUUGAUGGAUACAAAGAAAUUGACCCGUGACGGUGAGUAUCAAUAUCUUUUGUCUAAACAGUUGUAUGUGUAUUUUAUUUGAAAAAGAAAUUCUAAUUAUUAGAAAUUGAAGUAGCCUA